UUUACCUUCAUACUAGAUGUUGUUUUUUCAGAUGCGUUGGUUCGUGGCGUGUGUGUUGUGUUGUGUGGCGGUCAGCGGUGGCGGUGGAGUUACUAAACAACCGGGCAUCGCCCAGUUCUGGACGGACGACUACAAGGUGUUCGAGCACAUCUACGGCCGGACCUCCGACCGGGAAUUAUUCGGAGCCACCGUCCCGCCGACCCUGGCGUACGGCGUCGAUCCCACCAGGUUCAAGAUAGCCACCGACAAAAAGGAACUCACUUAUGACGAUGAAGAAGACACCACGGCUCAAGGCUCGCAUGUGGAACCAGGGUACAAAGCUAAUUACGACACGGGAUAUGAGCAAAGAGAGCCAGAGAAACCAAGCUACGGAUACCACGACAACUAUGCCGCUGUCGUGGCUAAGCAGCAGUACCUGAAAAGCUUGGAGAAAGAGGCGGUGAAGCCGACGAAGCCUUCCUUUAAGUUCCUGGGCUACGGAGACUUCAAGCCCAUCAGCCAGGCCAAUGACCCCGACACCUAUCAGUACUUGAAGCAUCUGGAAGCCCUGCAGAAGCAGGAAGCUAUUGGGUUCCCGCAAGAGAGUGUCAGAGGAUUCAAACCAGCGGUCACCUACUCGCUCAACCCUCAAAGCAUCGGAGUGCCAGUCACAGGACUCUCAGGUCACCAGAAUAUACUCCACGCUACGAAUCCGGAAAACACUGAUGCGUAUAAAAGCAUCCAGGAUAUUUUAAACGCUCAUGAGGCCAAGAAGUCCAAGACUCGGCCGAAAUACGGUCCAGGCGAUGACGUGAAGUACAUCACAUAUGGAAGCGCUAGGAGCAAGAAGCCAGUACGACUAGUUCAGGGUAAUGACAUAUCGAAGUCGUAUCGAUGUGCAAGUGGUAGCACCAGCCCCAGGUGUAGAAAGAGAGCGGUGUCGUCGCCCCCGCGAGUCAGAACGAGACAGGUGAUCAGGAAGAUCAAGCACACCAUCGUGAAUGAUGAUGAUUGAGGGUUGACGGGAAAAAGCUUUAUAAUUUUGUGCAAUAUUUUUUUCCCAUUGUUAUUUUUAUAUCAUUAGUAGUAGUAAGUAUGUAUAA
Messenger RNA from Plutella xylostella (diamondback moth), 1082 nucleotides. RefSeq lists its product as uncharacterized. The record is from RefSeq and is a predicted model, not a curated record. NCBI's taxonomy places the organism in Eukaryota, Metazoa, Arthropoda, Insecta, Lepidoptera, Plutellidae.